Messenger RNA from Pelobates fuscus (common spadefoot toad), 1414 nucleotides. RefSeq names its product spermatogenesis associated serine rich 2 like (gene SPATS2L). The record is from RefSeq and is a predicted model, not a curated record. Gene Ontology annotation, cellular component: cytoplasm. The transcript has 8 exons. The coding region runs from base 5 to 1231 and encodes 408 amino acids. Lineage: Eukaryota; Metazoa; Chordata; Amphibia; Anura; Pelobatidae.
GGACAUGGAAAAAGUAAAUCAAGAAAUGAUGAGCAAAGAGAAGGUCCAGAAGCACCGAAGAAGCAAAGCAAAAAAUGUGGAUACCAACUGUGAAAAUAAACAGACUGUAGCAAGGAAGUCAGUGAGUGGCCAAAAGUCAUCUUCUCUUCUCAGUCAAUAUAAUAAGGAAGUCCUCUUACAAGGGCCCAUGAAAGAGGAGGGUAUAAUUAAACAAGCAGAGGAAAAAGAAGUUACUGGAAAAGAGCUAAGGACUCAUAAAGACCUCUCAGGGUUAAAUAUUGAGAAGUCUGCAAAGGAUCUUCAACGCUGUUUAGCAUCAAUCACACGAUAUCGCCAAAGGGUUAAAGACGAGGUAGAGAACUCCGUCCGGAAUAUCAAAUCUACCUUUGCUGAGCUAUAUAAAAGCAUCAUUGAGAGAGAAGUUCAACUGAUGUUGGAAUUGGAAAGAGUAAAAGAAGAAGCAUUGGAGAACUUAAUGACAAGACAGAUAACAGCAGAAGAACUGAGACGAACAUCAGAGCUCUCCAGCCACAAGACAGAUACUGAGAUUUCAGAACUUAGAGCACAAAUUAAGCACUUUGUCAGUGAACGCAAGCAUGAUGAGGAGUUGACUAAGUCUGCUCGAGUCACGUUUGAUGCAGAACAGUUGAUGAAGCAAAUCAUUUUGUGCGGAGAGAUUUCUCAUCCUAAGAAUAGUUAUUCAUCGAGGACCCCAAACAGCACAGUGUCAUCAUCAGAAGCACAGAACAUCACUGCUGCUAAGCCAAAAGUACAUACACCUCGCAUGAAGAAACCAUUAAAAAACUAUAGACACAAAAUAAUAACCUCCGACAAGGACCAUGUUCAAUGUAUAGAAGGAGCAGAGACUGGCAGUGAUAAUUUAAAAGCACCACAAGCUUCUCCUAAUCAUCCACGUUGGAGUGAUAAGCAGGUUGUAGCAGGCCACACUUACUGGAAAAAAAGUCUUCCAAAAAUGACCCGGUUUCAUGGUAGCACCAAAACUUCAAAGUCAGAUGAUGGAUCAUUUCAUGAUUUCCACCCCAGGUCCAGAUGUGAAGAGACAAGAGGACAGAAGAAUAACUUUAAUAGUAGAAAUAGGAGAGGAACACAUAAUAAGGAGUGCCCUUCAGUUCAGAAUAAGAAUCUUGAGCAUACUGAGUAUAGUCAGGAUACUAGACAAAAGGAAACUGGGACAGUACUUGUAAAGGGUUCUACAGGCCAUAUCACCUAAGUUAACUAUUGAUUCUCCUUAUCUGUAAAAUUAAAAAACUAAAAAUGCAUAGCUUCAGCGUAUAGCUACCUAUUUAAAGGACAGCAAUUUUGAGUCACAUAUUGUAAUCAUUUGCUUUAAAAGUAAACACACUCUUAAUGUACAAUUUUUACCUGUACCUUCUAUAACUUACAAGGAAAGGUU